CAAACCAAGAUUGAACAGAGAAUACAGGAGUUUCGUUGCCAACGUGAAACAGACCGAUUGGAGAUAAAAGAACUUAGCUUUAUAUAAUGAAGACCAACCUACUUUCCGUAAAAUGGAAGGGUUCAGCGAAAUCAACGAAGUCAUAAAAUAGAAGCAUAUCAAACUAUCCGAAAGAUCCAAAAAUUCAGUUUACGUUCGUCCAAAUGGCCGGUAAACAUAAGUCAACAGAUGGACAACAACAACAGUUAACGGUUGCUCUACGAAUUCGGCCAAUAUUUGCCAACGAAGCGAACAGAGGACCUGGAGUAGUGGCUAGAGCAGUUGCUGGGAAAAUAGUCAUAUUUCAAAACCCACAAGCACGGAAUACCGCCGAUGUUUUACGUGCCAAAAGAUCUCACGAGAAACGAUUUGUAUUCGACUGGGCCUUCGAUGGCAAGACAACACAGGAGGAAGUGUACAUCAAAACCACUAAACAGCUCGUGGACAACGUCAUGAAAGGAUACAAUGCUACGGUAUUCGCUUACGGAGCCACUGGUGCUGGGAAAACCCAUACAAUGGUUGGCACGGAUCAAGAUCCGGGAAUUAUGGUGAGGGCUCUAAGUGACCUCUUCAAAGAAGUUCGAAACAAUAGUGAUGCCACAUCCUACGAGGUCAAAAUGUCAUAUUUGGAGGUUUAUAAUGAAAACAUACGUGAUCUUCUGAAUUCCCAUUCUGGACAACUUGACCUCCGGGAAGAUUCACAAGGGAACCACCAGGUGAUAGGACUAUCGGAAGUAUCAGUUUCUAACGAAUAUGAGGUGAUGAAAAUUUUGACCAAAGGAAACAAAAACAGGACCCAAGAAGCCACAGGGGCGAAUCAAACAUCUUCACGCUCACAUGCAAUGCUUCAAGUGCACGUGAAGCAAAGUGACAGACUGCGAAACACCGUACAAAAGGUUCGGACAGGAACGUUGUAUAUGGUAGAUCUGGCGGGCUCCGAGAGGGCGUCUCAUACUCGUAACACCGGGCAACGUUUUAAAGAAGGAGCACAUAUAAAUAUGUCUCUCUUGGCUUUAGGAAACUGCAUCAAUGCUCUGGCGGUUCGAGGGGUUAAGUACGUGAAUUUCCGGGACAGUAAAUUAACUAGACUUCUGAAGGAACCCCUGAGUGGUAACUGUCAGACAGUGAUGAUAGCUCACAUCAGUCCAGCAGCCAUCCACUUUGACGAAUCACGUAACACUUUGCUUUAUGCAGAUAGAGCCAAAAAUAUUACCAACAAGGUGAGCAAUGAGAAGAAGAUGAGCGAUGAAGACAUGAAAAAACUCCGAGACGAUAUAAUUGUUUCGUUUAACCGCCAGAUGGAAGUCAGGAAGAAGGUUAUGGAGAUAGACAACAAGCUACUGGAAUUAACCACAGAGUUUGGAAAACUUGCUAUCACUCUGAAUGACUGGGAAACAGAAAAAGCGAAGUUAGAUUCCGAGAAAGAUAAAGAAACGAGCGACGGCGAGGAAGAAGAAGAACCUCAGCACGUGCGGCAGGCAUGGGAUGAUAUCGAGUUUGUUAUUUCAGAACAACAUCGCUAUUUGUCACUGAGAGAAGAGACGGAGAAAGAGUACGAUUCCUGUUGUGAGAAGACCUAUAAACUGGCUGAAACUUUGCCACAAAAGACAAAUUCAGAAGAACAGAAAGAACUUCUUGACAUACUAAUGAGAGUUCAUGAACUUGAAAUUGAAAAAAUGGAGAUGCAGGCGGAUCAAAUUCUUAGAGAGCACGAGCUACGACAACGUGACAUCCUUCUCGCCCGAUUUGAUAAGCAGCGCCAGCUAUGUGACGAAAUUAUUACUAAGCAGCGUGCCAUGAUUGAUUCUAUGGAUAACGGAGAUGACAAAAAUAUGAAACCAUCAAGAGAACUAUUGGAGCUAUACCAGAUUUACAGCCGUGAGUUUGAUGGUCGGGAAUCAGUGAUUAACCAACUCAACAAUAACGAUCACAGGACUAACUCUUUAUGGAAAGCGAGGCCACCAGGGACCACCGACAGCAUGUUAAGUGUGAAGAAUGUUGAACGUAGGCCUAGAAGAAACUCACUUCAGCUUCCACCAAUAAGCAGGUAG
This is a messenger RNA of Limulus polyphemus (Atlantic horseshoe crab), 2090 nucleotides long. Its product is annotated as kinesin-like protein KIF19. Gene Ontology annotation, molecular function: microtubule motor activity; ATP binding; microtubule binding. NCBI's taxonomy places the organism in Eukaryota, Metazoa, Arthropoda, Merostomata, Xiphosura, Limulidae. The transcript is spliced from 17 exons. Gene Ontology annotation, biological process: mitotic spindle organization; microtubule-based movement. The coding region runs from base 204 to 2090 and encodes 628 amino acids. The record is from RefSeq and is a predicted model, not a curated record.